This is a messenger RNA of Medioppia subpectinata, 576 nucleotides long. Lineage: Eukaryota; Metazoa; Arthropoda; Arachnida; Sarcoptiformes; Oppiidae. The record is from the annotation of a GenBank genome assembly.
AUGAUCAAUACAAUGACAUUGUUUAACGGGACGACACAGAAUCAGCUCCUGAUGUCCAGUUUCGAGAAGCCGAUUAUCUUUACAAUGAUUGGCUCGACUAUUGCUAACACAAUGGACUCGCAAAUCAUUUCUCAAAACAUGUUGCCCUCAAAUGUGACUCCCAUUCAAACGGAACGAAUGAAUUCAUUGAAUUCAGAUACUGUUUGCUUCGGAAACGAGAAUUCGAGUUCAGAAUCGUUUCUAUCGAUGAUUACAGAAGACUCGCAAAUCAGUAGUCAUUUCAUGAAUUCAACAUCACUUUCAAACGCACCGCAAAUCACUCACACUUUCGAUCCGAUAAACUACGAGAUCAAUCGCGUUGGACCUAAUGUCCGAAACUGUAUCACUUCCGGGGGAAUCCGUAACGCAAUACUUACCGCUCAACACAUUCAACACGAUUGCAGCCAAUCUCUGCUCACAUCGACCGCCGACGCCACUCCUGUCACUCAAGCGACAAAUAUAUCUGCGCUCUCAGAGAUGUCGGACGCGGAACUGCUUUGCUUCAUAAAUCCGGCCACUUUUGACCAAAUCCGAUAA